Messenger RNA from Acanthoscelides obtectus, 413 nucleotides. The record is from the annotation of a GenBank genome assembly. NCBI's taxonomy places the organism in Eukaryota, Metazoa, Arthropoda, Insecta, Coleoptera, Chrysomelidae.
ACCGCGUUUUCGCGUACGACAGUUUUGUCCGACACAAUGAGUCUAUCACGGUUGUACAGCGGUGAUAGGCGAGGAUGCCUGAAGAUAAGAAGAUGGCAAUCGACGGAGAUCACAACAAUUCUAAGCCCGCCGCCAACAAGGGGACUGGUGGCGGCACAGCUCUGGCUCAAGUUACGAUGCUGGAUGGCUCCGUAUUGGACAUCUCUAUUGACAGAAAAGCUAAGGGCAGAGAACUGCUAGAUAAGGUAUGCGAAGCUAUAAAUUUGAUCGAGAAAGAUUACUUUGGAUUAACCUAUCCCGACAGGCAUGAUCCAAGAAAUUGGCUGGACUUAGAAAAACGAAUUUCAAAGUUUAUGAAAGGUAUUGUACAUUCUUCAAAUCCCAUAGUAAUAAGUUUGAUUCUGUGUAUAUGA